Messenger RNA from Perognathus longimembris pacificus (Pacific pocket mouse), 3404 nucleotides. It is a transcript of the gene Pld2, whose product is annotated as phospholipase D2. Lineage: Eukaryota; Metazoa; Chordata; Mammalia; Rodentia; Heteromyidae. The record is from RefSeq and is a predicted model, not a curated record. Gene Ontology annotation, biological process: intracellular signal transduction; cell motility; phosphatidic acid biosynthetic process. Gene Ontology annotation, molecular function: D-type glycerophospholipase activity; phosphatidylinositol binding. The transcript is spliced from 25 exons. Bases 76 to 2877 code for a protein of 933 amino acids.
CCGGCCAGCCCGCUGGGUGUGGGCCGAUGCCCGGGCUGCGUCGUGCUCCCUGCGCUCGCGAACCUGCAGCCAGGGAUGACGGCCACCCAGGAGGACGCCUUCCCCUAUGGAGACUACCUGAACUCCAGCCAGCUGCACAUGGAGCCUGAUGAGGUGGACACUCUGAGAGAGGGAGAGGACCCAGCUGACCGAAUGCACCCCUUCCUGGCCAUCUACGAUCUUCAGCCUCUGAAAGUGCACCCCUUGGUGUUUGCCCCCGGAGUCCCUGUCACAGCUGAGGUGGUGGGCACUGAGAGAUACACCAGUGGAUCUAAGGUGGGAACCUGCACUCUAUAUUCUGUCCGUUUGACUCAUGGCGACUUUACCUGGACAACGAAGAAGAAGUUUCGUCAUUUCCAGGAGCUACACCGUGACCUCCAGAGACACAAAGUCUUGAUGAGUCUGCUCCCCUUGGCUCGCUUUGCCAUUCCCUCGGUUCCAGCCCGAGAGGCAGCCAACUUGGAGAUGCCCUCUUUACCCCGGGGAGGUCCUGAGGGCUCCACCAGACAUGCAGCCAGUAAACAGAAAUACCUGGAGAAUUACCUCAACCGCCUCCUAACUAUGUCAUUCUACCGCAACUACCACGCCAUGACAGAGUUCCUGGAAGUCAGUCAGCUCUCGUUUAUCCCAGACCUGGGCUCCAAAGGACUGGAAGGGGUGAUCCGGAAGCGCUCAGGUGGUCACCGGGUUCCUGGUCUCACCUGCUGCAGCCCAGACCAAGUUUGUUAUCGCUGGUCCAAGAGGUGGCUGGUGGUGAAAGACUCCUUUCUGCUCUACAUGUGUCUGGAGACAGGCAACAUCUCCUUUGUUCAGCUCUUCGAUCCCGGCUUUGAGGUACAGGUGGGGAAAAGGAGCACAGAGACCCGAUAUGGAGUGCGGAUUGACACCUCCCACAGGUCCUUGAUUCUGAAGUGCAGCAGCUACCGGCAGGCACGGUGGUGGGGCCAAGAGAUCACUGAGUUGGCCCAGGGCCCAGGCAAAGACUUCCUAGAGCUACAUCGGCACGACAGCUAUGCCCCACCCCGGCCUGGGACCCUAGCCCGGUGGUUUGUGAAUGGGGCAGGUUACUUUGCUGCUGUUGCAGAUGCCAUCCUGCGCUCUCGACAGGAGAUUUUCAUCACAGACUGGUGGUUGAGCCCUGAGGUUUACCUGAAGCGUCCAGCCCAUUCUGAUGACUGGAGACUAGAUAUUAUGCUCAAAAGGAAGGCGGAGGAGGGUGUCCGGGUGUCUGUACUACUGUUUAAGGAAGUGGAAUUGGCCUUGGGCAUCAACAGUGGCUACAGCAAGAGGACUCUGAUGCUGUUGCACCCCAACAUAAAGGUGAUGCGUCACCCAGAUCUGGUGACGUUGUGGGCCCACCAUGAAAAACUUCUGGUAGUAGACCAAGCGGUGGCCUUCUUAGGGGGGCUGGACCUUGCCUAUGGCCGCUGGGAUGACCUGCACUACCGACUCACUGAUCUUGGGGACACCUCUGAGUCAGCUGCCUCACAGCCUCCCACCCCAUGCCCAGACUCUGUGGGCACUCCGGACCUGUCUCACAACCACUUCUUCUGGCUGGGCAAGGACUACAGCAAUCUCAUUACUAAGGAUUGGGUGCAGCUGGACCGGCCUUUUGAAGAUUUUAUUGACAGGGAGACCACCCCCCGGAUGCCAUGGCGGGAUGUGGGGGUGGUUGUCCAUGGCUCAGCAGCCCGUGACCUUGCCCGUCACUUUAUCCAGCGCUGGAACUUCACCAAGACCACCAAGGCCAAGUACAAGACACCCACGUACCCCUACCUCCUGCCCAAAUCCACCAGCACUGCGAGCCAUCUGCCAUUCACACUCCCAGGUGGGCAGUGCGCCACUGUACAGGUGUUGCGGUCUGUGGACCGUUGGUCAGCUGGGACUUCGGAGAAUUCCAUCCUAAAUGCCUAUCUCCACACCAUCAGAGAGAGCCAGCACUUCCUCUACAUUGAGAAUCAGUUCUUCAUUAGCUGCUCAGAUGGUCGCACGGUUCUGAACAAGGUGGGCGAUGAAAUUGUGGACAGAAUCCUGAAGGCCCACAAACAGGGCCAGUGUUUCCGUGUCUAUGUGCUCCUGCCCUUGCUCCCUGGCUUUGAGGGGGACAUCUCCACAGGUGGUGGUAACUCCAUCCAGGCCAUUCUGCACUUCACUUACAGGACCCUGUGUCGUGGGGAGUAUUCAAUCCUACAUCGUCUCAAAGCAGCCAUGGGGACAGCAUGGCGGGACUAUAUGUCCAUCUGUGGGCUUCGCACACAUGGAGAGCUGGGUGGGCACCCGGUCUCAGAGCUCAUCUACAUCCACAGCAAGAUGCUCAUUGCAGAUGACCGGACAGUCAUCAUUGGUUCUGCGAACAUCAAUGACCGAAGUUUGCUAGGGAAAAGGGACAGUGAGCUGGCUGUGCUGAUUGAGGACACAGAGAUGGAGCCUUCCCUCAUGGAUGGGGCAGAGUACCAGGCAGGCAGGUUUGCCUUGAGUUUGCGGAAGCACUGCUUCAGUGUGAUUCUCGGGGCAAAUGGCCGGCCAGACCUAGAUCUUCGAGACCCUGUCUGUGAUGACUUCUUCCAGUUGUGGCAAGAGACAGCAGAGAACAAUGCCAAUAUCUAUGAACAGAUCUUUCGUUGCCUGCCAUGCAAUGCCACACGUUCCCUGCGAACUCUCCGGGAAUAUGUAUCUGUGGAGCCCCUGGCUGUGGUCAGCCCUCCCUUGGCCCGGUCUGAGCUCAGCCAAGUCCAGGGCCACCUGGUUCAUUUCCCCCUCAAGUUUCUGGAGGAGGAAUCUUUGCUGCCCCCAUUGGGGAGCAAGGAAGGCAUGAUACCCUUAGAAGUGUGGACAUAAGAAGGUCACCAGGCACCAUGUCUGCCUCCCUGCCCCAACCCUGAGAACUGAGGGCCAGGGCCCCCGGAGCUCUGGGGAGAUGCAAAUUCCUGACGGGGACGAGAGGUGUCACAGAGGACCCUUUCUUGGAAAGAAUGUAAAGGGGGCACCUUGAGCCUGGCAUAUGAAGACAAAAUAGCGUCCUAGUGAUAUUCAUCCAUCUGCUGGCCAGCUGAAACCACUACUACAGAGGGGAAGCCGAUCCUAGCUAGGAGGUGUGGGAGUCGGGCGUCUUACUCCAGGAGGAAGGGGUGCUGCCUUAGGCCUUUCCUGGCUCUCCAUUCUCCUGCUCUUAACCCCCUCGAGUUCCGGGCCCUCUUCUAGCCCACUGCUCCAGGAUGGAAGGCAGGAUGGAUCCCCUCUGGCUGCAGCCUCUGCUGAAGAUAGAGACAUGGAGCACACAUUAACUCCUUUGACCAACCAACCUGUUGAAAGACACUAAUUUUGUACCAGUUUAGUAAACAUUUCAUAAAUAAAAAUGUAGAAAA